This is a messenger RNA of Phalaenopsis equestris, 1076 nucleotides long. RefSeq names its product hydroxyacylglutathione hydrolase cytoplasmic. Gene Ontology annotation, molecular function: hydroxyacylglutathione hydrolase activity. The transcript has 7 exons. Lineage: Eukaryota; Viridiplantae; Streptophyta; Magnoliopsida; Asparagales; Orchidaceae. The record is from RefSeq and is a predicted model, not a curated record. Bases 68 to 844 code for a protein of 258 amino acids.
UUUACGGACUGUCCUGCACGAGCGCGCUCUCAUUUUCCAGAGAGAGAGCGAGAGAGUUGCGAGAGGGAUGAAGAUUUUCCACGUCGCUUGCCUCGAAGACAACUAUGCAUACUUAAUCGUAGAUGAGGCCACGAAGGAGGCGGCCGCCGUUGAUCCCGUCGAGCCAGAGAAGAUCAUUCGCAGGGCGAGCGAAAUCGGCGCGAGCUUGAAGAUCGUUCUCACGACUCACCACCAUUGGGAUCAUGCUGGUGGGAAUGAGGAGAUCAAGAAGUUGGUGCCGGGAAUCAAAGUUUUCGGAGGAUCGUCUGAUAGUGUCGAAGGAUGCACCGACAAGGUGGAUAAUGGGGAUAAGCUUACUCUGGGCUCAGAUGUUAAUAUAUUGUGUCUUCACACUCCCUGCCAUACUAAAGGUCAUAUAAGUUAUUAUGUCACGAGCAAAGAGGAAGAAGAUCCAGCUGUUUUUACUGGAGACACUUUGUUUAUCGCUGGUUGUGGGAAGUUCUUUGAAGGAACUGCUGAAGAUAUGUACCAGUCAUUAUGUGUGACAUUGGGUUCACUGCCAAAGCCUACUAGAGUAUUCUGUGGGCAUGAGUACACAGAGAAGAACUUGAGGUUUGCAUCAACUGUGGAGCCAGAUAAUAAGGAAAUAUCUCAGAAACUUCACUGGACUCAACAACAAAGAAAAGCUAAUCUGCCAACAAUUCCUUCGACCAUUGGAGAGGAGUUUGAAACUAAUCCAUUCAUGCGUGUUGAUUCAUCUGAAGUACAGGCUAAAGUAGGCAGUCGAUCUGCAGUUGAAGCUCUGAGGCAACUGAGAAGGCUGAAGGACAACUGGAGAGGUUGAAUGGGAUCAGAAGCUCUACCAGGUUAGUCAUAUAAUUAUGACAUUGAUGCGUAAGUUUAGUAGCUGUUUGUAGGCAGGGAGUCCUGUCUUGUCUUUAAGUUAAAAUAAUACUGGAUAUAAUCACAUAUACUUUUGUGCUUUAAAUCCUACAAUUGAAAUAUGGAUGAGAAAAAUAUUGCGUUGUUUUUACUGUUUAGAGUUAUAUUGUAGUGAUGAUGGCAUAAUUGAGCUA